AUGAACACUUCACAAUUCACAGAUAGGGCAAACCAUGCCCUGAUGCAAGCUGGAGAGCUGGCUGAACAGUUUGCCCACCCCGAGAUUGUCCCCAUUCAUUUGGCCGUGGCCUUGCUCAACCCCACAUCCGAGGACGCCGAAGGCCAACAACCUGUCCACGACUCUCACAAAUCCGCAAAUAUCCCACUCUUCAAGCAGGUCAUUGAAAGAGCCCAUGGCGAUCCACAGCAACUUGAACGUGCCUUACAAAAGUCCCUCGUUCGACUACCGAGCCAGGACCCUCCGCCGUCCCAGAUGGCCAUCUCGCCCGCCCUCGCCAAAGUGCUGCGCGCGGCCAAAGAACUAUCCAAAACACAAAAGGACAGCUACGUUGCGAUCGACCACCUAAUCACCGCUCUGGCGCAGGACCCAUCCGUCAAGCGGUGCCUGGCGGACUCGAAUAUUCCCAACGUUAAGAUGAUUGAUUCCGCAGUGCAGCAGAUCCGGGGGACAAAGAGAGUAGACUCCAAAACUGCCGAUGCCGAAGAGGAGACAGAAAAUCUCAAGCGAUUCACUAUCGAUAUGACCGCGAUGGCGAGAGAAGGAAAGAUUGAUCCCGUCAUCGGUCGAGAAGAGGAGAUCAGACGAGUCAUCAGAAUCCUGAGUCGGCGAACGAAGAAUAACCCAGUCCUCAUCGGUGAGCCUGGCGUGGGAAAGACCACCAUCGUUGAGGGUUUGGCCCGGCGGAUCGUCAACGCUGAUGUCCCUGCAAAUUUGGCUCAAUGCAAGCUCCUCUCUCUCGACGUCGGUGCCCUUGUUGCUGGCAGCAAAUAUCGUGGUGAAUUUGAGGAGCGCAUGAAGGGCGUCUUGAAAGAAAUCGAAGAUUCAAAAGAUAUGAUCGUGCUAUUUGUGGAUGAAAUGCACCUUCUGAUGGGGGCUGGCAGCGGCGGCGACGGCGGUAUGGACGCUGCCAACCUUCUCAAGCCGAUGUUGGCCCGUGGCCAGCUGCACUGUAUUGGUGCAACCACUCUCGGAGAAUACCGCAAAUAUAUUGAAAAGGACCAGGCUUUUGAGCGCCGUUUCCAACAGGUCCUCGUCAAGGAGCCCUCAGUGAACGAAACAAUUUCGAUUCUUCGAGGCUUGAAAGAGAGAUAUGAAGUUCAUCACGGUGUCAACAUCCUCGACGCUGCCAUCGUUUCUGCUGCUACCUUGGCAGCCCGUUACCUCACGGCCAGACGACUUCCGGAUUCGGCUGUCGACUUGAUCGACGAAGCAGCUGCUGCAGUCCGCGUUGCCCGAGAAUCACAACCGGAGGCCAUCGAUACCAUGGAAAGGCGUCUCCGUCAGCUACAGAUUGAAAUCCAUGCCCUGGAACGAGAGAAGGACGCCGCCUCGAAAUCACGAUUGGAAGUUGCUAAACAAGAGGCUGCCAACGUAAACGAGGAGCUACGGCCGCUCCGUGAAAAGUAUGAGCGAGAAAAGCAACGCACCCGUGAUAUUCAGGACGCAAAGAUGAAGUUGGACCAGCUCAAAGUUAAGGCAGAAGAAGCCACGCGGUCCGGCGACAUGCAGACUGCCUCCGAUUUAGUCUAUUAUGCGAUCCCUGAUGUUGAGAAGCGGAUCGAACAAUUGGAAGCCAUUCGAGCCCGCCAAGAGGCGGCUGCAGCUGCUGCCCCUGGCGCCGACGGAGGUGAAACACUCCUCGCAGACGCAGUCGGCCCGGAUCAGAUCAAUGAAAUCGUUGCUCGCUGGACCGGUAUUCCCGUCACUAGGCUAAAGACGACAGAGAAGGAUCGCUUGCUCCAUAUGGAGUCACACUUGGGCAAGAUAGUUAUUGGCCAAAAGGAGGCUGUUACCUCCGUCUCCAAUGCCAUUCGGCUGCAGAGAUCCGGCCUCUCCAAUCCCAACCAACCGCCAAGUUUCCUGUUCUGCGGUCCCUCUGGAACGGGUAAGACUCUCCUGACAAAAGCACUGGCCGAAUUCCUCUUCGAUGAUCCCAAGGCUAUGAUUCGAUUCGAUAUGUCUGAGUACCAGGAGCGCCAUUCACUCAGCCGGAUGAUCGGCGCUCCUCCAGGAUAUAUAGGACAUGACACUGGCGGUCAGCUUACUGAAGCUCUUCGACGCCGCCCAUUCUCCAUUCUACUCUUUGACGAAGUCGAAAAGGCUGCGAAAGAGGUCUUGACUGUUCUCCUCCAGCUAAUGGAUGACGGUCGUAUCACCGAUGGUCAGGGCAGAAUUAUCGACGCCAAAAACUGCAUUGUCGUCAUGACCUCCAAUCUUGGUGCUGAGUAUCUUUCUCGGCCCAACACCGCUGAUGGCAACAUCGACCCCACGACGAAAGAGCUUGUGAUGGGCACACUGCGUGACUAUUUCUUGCCCGAGUUCCUCAACAGAAUAUCCAGCAUAAUCAUUUUCAACAGGCUGUCCAAACGAGAAAUUCGGAAGAUUGUCGAUGUUAGACUGGGCGAGAUCCAACGCCGGCUGGAGCAGAACGAUCGAAAUAUUCAAAUUUCCUGCUCAGAAGCAGUCAAAGAUUACCUCGGCAAGGCUGGAUAUUCUCCGGCUUAUGGCGCCCGUCCACUAUCUCGACUCAUUGAAAAACAGGUAUUGAACCGCCUGGCUGUGUUGAUACUCAGAGGAGCCAUCCAAAGUGGCGAAGUUGCUCGUGUGGUAAUGCACGAAGGACGUAUUGAGGUAAUUCCGAACCACGAGGGAAGCGAGGAAGAAGAUGAGGAGAUGAUUGACGAGGAUGAUGCGCUUGCCGAGAUAGAGGACGAUAUGGGGGACAAAGAUCUUUACGAGUGA
Molecule: messenger RNA, 2784 nt
Organism: Uncinocarpus reesii 1704
Lineage: Eukaryota; Fungi; Ascomycota; Eurotiomycetes; Onygenales; Onygenaceae
Product: heat shock protein HSP98
Exons: 1
Coding region: 1-2784 (927 amino acids)
Biological process (GO): cellular response to heat
Cellular component (GO): cytosol; cytoplasm
Molecular function (GO): ATP hydrolysis activity; ATP binding
Source: RefSeq, a predicted model, not a curated record